AUGGCCCGCAUCUUCAUUCCUCCCCGCUACAAGGUCGUGCUCGCCAUCGUCGUAUUUUUCUUGGUGAGCUUGAUGCUGUUCGGCUCGCCAACAAACAUCGAUCACGUUCCCACCUACCAAGAGGUUUCCGAGAAGAUCAAGAACCCCAACCUACCACAAAUUCCGAAUUCGUACAAUCCGUUUGCGCCAACAGCCCACAAGCCGCCCGUCCAAGCCAACAGCUCCAGCGGCGAGACAUCAUGGUUCAGUGACUGGAAGUGGCAGAAUCCCUUUUCGUCUUCCAUUACUCUGGACGAAAACAGGGCCGUCCUCCCGCCUUUGCGGCCUCGCCAGCCCAUCUAUACAUUCUAUGAUGGCGAUGCGAAGCAGGACCCGGCCAUCCGCGAGGCCGAAGAGCAGCUGCUUCUGCAGUGGCGACGCGCUUGGUGGGCCCAAGGUUUCAAGCCUGUGGUUUUAGGUCGCGGCGAAGCCAUGAAUAACCCUUUGUAUAAGACCUUGCAGCUGGCAAACCUCAAGGAGUCGCCCGAGCUACAGAAGCUGGAGCUUGAGGUUGCCCGCUGGCUGGCAUGGGGAAACAUGGGCACUGGAAUUAUGACCAACUGGCUCACUCUUCCCAUGGCUCCUCACGAUGAUCCCUUCCUUGUCAUGCUUCGCCGUGGAGAAUAUCCUAAGCUCACGCGUUACGAGCCUCUCCGGAACGGUCUGUUCGUCGGAGAGAAGGACGCAAUCAAUGCUGCAGCCAAAGCCGCUCUGAACGAUCCUGUAAAAUUGAAAAAGGCUUCGGAUAUGGUCGAUGCAAUUCCCCAGGACAUGUGGACGAUAGACAAGCAGGGUGAUGCCAUCGCUCUUUACGACCUCGUGACCAUCAAGGACAAGUACAAAGACGUCGCCAAACUACUCGAAGGCAAGGCAAGCGCCGAAGGUCUCAAGGCUUUAGCGCAGUUGAUAAAUGCGCAUCUCCACAACACAUGGCAGAGCAACUUUGAAGAGGGCGUGAUUGUCGUCAAGCCCGUGCCAACGCACAUGACGGCGCUGAGCGAAGAGGCAAUCGACAUCGCGCGUAAUCUGACGCAGUGUUCCGAAUCGCCCAUGCCCGCCACCAACCCGCCUAACCGCAAAUACAAGGCCUGCGUCGCCUCGACGCCCAUGAAGGUCACGAUCCUGCCCGUUUUCCGCAACUCCAGCAAGGUCUUCAAUAUCGGCACCGUCCCACACCCCUACACGUUCCUCUCGCUCAACUACCAGCCCGACGUCCUCAAUGCGCGCUUCCUGCGCCGCGAAGUCAAGGAGCGCGACCUCUGGCUCGCCUCGGCUACGAAGGAGAUCCUCGGCGCUGGCCGCAGCGCUGGCACGCGCCUCUCGCACUUUAAGGAAGCUGUCGCUUCGGAGCGCGGCGCUUACCACUCGCUCUGGCUCACCGCCGAGCGCGAGUCGCAGAAGGAUCUCAACUGGAUCUUCGGCUUCAACCUGCCUAACUCGCCCCCGGACGACGGCCACUCCGAGACCCCUGUCCCCGGCCCCGAGCGCCGGCCCCCUCCCCCCAAGCCCGACGGCCCCGUCCCGACUGAGCAGGAGCUCGGCCGCGAGCGCGAGCUCAUGCGCAAGGCCCGUGACGCCAUCAAGAGCAAGGUCAAAGAGAUGAUCCGCGUCAGAGAGGCUGUCGAAGCGUGGAACAUCGCGGACGCCGAGGCGUGGCGGUUCGCCCGUGCGUUCUCGGCGCGCCGGCGUAUGGAGCGGCUGGUAUGGGAGGAAGAGGAGAGCAAGUUCGCUGGUGCCGAGAGGAGGAAGGGAAGCAGCUGGGGAAGAUGGUUCGACAAGGACAACUGA
Lasiodiplodia theobromae is the source of this 1827-nucleotide messenger RNA. RefSeq lists its product as uncharacterized. The record is from RefSeq and is a predicted model, not a curated record. The coding region runs from base 1 to 1827 and encodes 608 amino acids. Lineage: Eukaryota; Fungi; Ascomycota; Dothideomycetes; Botryosphaeriales; Botryosphaeriaceae. The transcript has a single exon.